CUGGCAUUGCUAAAGUACACUAGACCCGAGCUUUUACCUUAAUGUGGUGUCUGAAGUAGAAAUCUUGACCGAUUCACCCGUGCAACUUGUUCUUGGUAGGUCGUGGUACUCCAUCUGGAUGCAAGAUAUUCUGUGAGUGGCUGAGAGCUCCUGUUCAUAAUACGAGGCAGAAUUACUGACCCCAUUAAUUAAAAUCAUCCAACUGAAGCUACGUAUUGUGGGAAUGAAGGACGAUUAUGCUAUGGCGCACUUGAGUAAUGCGGAAGUGGCUAGAUAUGGACGUCAGCUCAUUUUGGAAGAUUUUGCUGUGAAAGGUCAACUUGCCUUGAAAAAUGCCUCUGUACUGAUCGUCGGCUGUGGGGGACUUGGCUGUCCGACUGCCUCUUACCUAUCUGCUGCAGGAGUUGGAAUCCUCGGUUUAGUGGACUACGACUGCGUAGAAAUCAACAAUCUUCACCGGCAAGUUCUUCAUGACGAAGAAAAAGUCGGUAUGAAUAAGGCAUUGUCAAUAGCAGCAUCACUGAAGAAGCAAGUGUUGAAUUCAUUGAUUGAAACUCGUACUCAUGAAAUCCUCUUGAACAAAGAUAAUGCCAUGGGUGUCAUAAGUACGUAUGACAUUGUGGUGGACUGCUCGGACAAUGUUCCUACUCGUUACCUUUUGAAUGAUGCCUGCGUCUUGCUGAACAAGCCACUGGUUUCUGGAAGUGCGUUGAGGUACGAUGGGCAAUUGACUGUUUACCACUCCGAUGGUGGUCCGUGUUAUCGGUGCAUAUUUCCUAAGCCUCCGCCUCCAUAUACAGUGGCAAAUUGUUCAGAUGGUGGCGUUUUAGGCAUGGUGCCUGGAAUAAUCGGUACUUUACAAGCGCUGGAAGUAGUGAAGCUACUCACAAAAACUGGGGAUACUCUGCGUGGAAAAUUGAUGAUUUUUGACGGUGCCAGCUCUUCAUUCCGUAAAAUCAAGCUGCGUGAACGUCGGGAGGAUUGCUCAGUGUGUGGAAGAUGUCCAACUAUCACCGAGCUGCAAGAUUAUGAAUUACUCUGUGGAGCAUCUGCCAAUGAUAAAGACGCAGAUGUUGAUCUACUCGACGAGUUUGAUCGCGUAGAAGUCAAGGAGUAUAAGAGAAUUGUUGAUGUCUCGUCUCCUCAUAUUUUGUUGGACGUGAGACCGAAGGCGGAAGUGAGCAUAUGUGUCAUCCCGGGAUCAAUCAAUUUACCAUUUAACAGCUUAACGAGACAAGUGUGCGAUGAAUCGUACGUCGGGCAGAUAUCCGAGCGUUGCGUGGAGUGUAAUUCUUCGCCUGAUCAACCCCUGCCAGUUUUCGUCGUAUGCAGGCGAGGAAAUGAUUCGCAAAUCGUCGUCGAAACUUUGAAGAAGACCCUCGAGCAGUUACCUGUAGUUGUGAAAGAUCUCAAGGGAGGGUUGCACGCGUGGGCAUCGGACGUUGACCCUGAAUUUCCAGUGUAUUAGCAUGUGUUGCAAUAUCUUGUGAUGAAAGUUUUUUUUCGGGUA
This is a messenger RNA of Notodromas monacha, 1510 nucleotides long. The record is from the annotation of a GenBank genome assembly. NCBI's taxonomy places the organism in Eukaryota, Metazoa, Arthropoda, Ostracoda, Podocopida, Cyprididae.